AUGUCGUCGCCGUACGGCUACUCUCCACGUAUUCCUGCACCGCCAAAUCCGACUCCUUUGCGCACGUCGGCGUCAGCCAGGCUGGGCAGCAGGUCAGCGACGCGGCCGCCAAUUCAAAACCCAUUCGACAAGUUUAACCAAAGAGAGUUCGACUCAUGGAUUGGUGGAAUAACAAGUGCACUGCGCAAAGCACUUGGACAGGAGGACGUUGAAGCACCAGAAACCAAUACCUCAGAGUCGGCGGGUCCAACCACAGAGCCACAGGGAUUUGGCUUCAAGGAUGUGGAUAUGGGUUCAGAACCAGGAGACGAAAGCAUCUUUGAAGACUCGUUUGCGGACUUCAAAGCUCGUCGUAUCGCGAAAGGUAAAGCGCGAGAUCCACGCGAAGGACCUGGGUUGGGUGGAGAGGGAUGGAAUAAGGACGAGCCGAUCGAGCUUCUUUCCGAUGAUGACGAAGAGGAAGAGUCAACCACGGAGAACAUUUUGACCCAGAAUCAAUGGGACGAGGAAGAGGAUGAAGAUCCGAACCAGGGAGAGGAAUUGGAGUACUAUGAAGACGAGGAGGAAGCUGAGUUGAAUGAAGAGGAAGGGGAACAAGAAUACCUUGAAGACGAAGAAGAGCUCAGGCCCCGGGACGACCUUUCACCAAGUCGAACUCAAUACAGGCGUUGGAAGGAUUCGGCAUCUCGUAGCGGCGCGUCUUCGAAGGAAGCGUAUGGGGGUGAUGACGAUGAAGAAGAGUUUGACGAGCGUGAACUGGAAACGCGACGCGUCCGCCAACAGCAGUAUUAUGUCGAAAGUGCAGAUCAACAGGAACCUGGUUCCGACUCUGAUGACCAGAUUCACGAGGAUGAAGAAGACGAGCUCGAGUACGACGUUGAAGAAGGCGACGCGGUCGAUGCUCGGUCCUCUCCAAUCGAAAUCGUCGACGACGAGGAGGAAGAAGAACCGGAGGAACUCUCAUCACCCGCCAAAGAACCGGAGCCAGUUGAUCGCCCCUCUCCUCCAAGGAUUAUUUCAGACGACGACACGGAAGAAGACAUUCGCUCUUCACCACCAGUAGAAGCGGAGGCCACAUUGAAUGAACCUGAGGAAUUACAACGUGAUCAUUCUCCAAGCCUUUCCAACAUUUCGCAGGAAGAUCUCCAAUACCCGGAAGACGACGAAGUACAACCAUUGGAAGAUGAUACCUCAUUUCCCCCUCACAAAGAGGUUGCCGAACAGCACGAUUUCACUAUCCGAGACCCAUGGUCAGGACCUCGCAUGUUUGCUGAAGACUUUUACUCUGGAGGCGAUCGAGCUAUCUUUGAAGGGGUCACUACAGACCCGGACGUUCUCGGAGACGAGUUGGCAGUGGAACGCUCCGGCAAGGUUGACGCUGACCAACCGCAAAAAAGUGAAGAUCUCACUCUGGACAAUGGUUUUGAAGCACCCAUCGAACUGCCCGAUGUCUGGGAAGGGCCCCGAAAUCUUGCGGAAGAUUUCUACUCUGGAGGCGACUUCAAAGCUGAAGCCAAUGGAGCGCUUGACCCGCACCUCCUGGAGGAGGAACGGGAAAAGCACUUGGGUUCUGCCGCACCCAGCGACAUCCAGCACGCGCAGCCAGAGCCUCAGUCUCAUUCCAGCGGUUUGUUUACUCCCGAAGAAGAACCACCGAAUGAGGAGCAAGACGAAGCGGCUGCUUCUGCUCUUGUUCAACCUUUAGCCGAGUCCAGCGCGUCCUUCGCCGUCGAAACUAUGUUGGAUAAUUCAGUGGAAGCCUCUAACGAGGCCGUUCGCGAUGUUUCCAUGACCGACUUGUCGCAGAGUUCCGUUAAAGCAAAACCAGACGAGGACGCCGUCGAAAUCAGCAAGGAUGAAGUUACCGCUGUUCCAGUGGAAGAACAACAAGGACCGCCUUCGGAGCCGAUGGCUGUUGAAACGGCUCCCUCCUGCACUUCGAUAGAAAGCGCGGUUCCUGAACCGACAUCGCAACCGAUCUCCAUCUUCAAUGGGGCCCGUCCAGCGUCCGAUGCUAUCGAAUUCGAACACUCUCCAGAACCGUCGCCGGCUCCAGUCAAACGGUACAAGGUCGAGAUCGAGGAGGUGACCGACGAAGAUGAACCAGAGUCGUCGUCAUCCUCCAAGAAAAAUGUCGAGGAAGUCGAAAUAAUCAUUGAGCCUUCGAAAGCUGCAGAAGACCCCGCCCCUGUGCAGUCUCAAACCAUUAUCCCCGAAGAGGAGAUGCAAGAGUUUUCCAUCGUCGAGCCCCAGUCGGUUGUGGGAACUGGAGAAGAGUUUACUGAUGAAGACGCUGACGGAGAAGAGGACACAGAGGAUAUCGAGAUUCUCUCCGUUAGCAGUGGUGUUGAUAUUAUGGGACAUGUAGAUCACUCUGCGUAUGAUGUAGAGGUCGAGGAAAAUGCUGACGAGUCCCCGAUUCCGCAUGCGGGCGUACCCCAGCCGGUUGUCGAAGAACCCUCCUCUGAACCUGUUGGCCCUGGGGUUUCUCCUGAGGAAGACGUCGCUGAGGAAGCAUUCAAUGCGGCUCAGGACAUCCCUGCGGUUCCUGAAGAGCCCUCACGUGAGGACGCGGUGGUGAAUGAUAUUGGUGACAACCUAUCGAAGGGGGCUGAGCCUGAUGCUUCAGUGACAAUUGACCAGGCAAACAAAGAUGACUUGGCAGAGGAAGCUCGAAUCGUUGAACAGGUGACCGUAGCAGCAGCAGAGGAAGUCGAACAUCUCGAACGUACUUCUGAGCCAACACUUGGGGACCUUGACACCCAGUCCAUCGCGUCCACCCCACCGGUCACCACGGCGGAUACGAGUACCGACGAGGUCAAGGAGCUCGACGAUCUUUUAUCCACGGAGUUUGCUUCUCAUGAAAAACCUCACACUCAAGAGAACAGGGUCGAGGAUUUUGUCAUGCAGACCGAAGAUGUUCCAGUUCAGGUCGAGCAACAAACACCCCCAGAAAUAGCUACCGUUGCACCACAGCCUGAAGUAUCUGCCCCGCCCCAGGUUUCGCGAUCAACUAAGGAUGAAGAUGCCUUCCCAGUCGAAUCCCAGCCUGCGACGCCCGCCAAGGAGGCGUCACCAAAAGCACCUCCCUCACCUUUGAUCCCUGUCCUGACAAAGAAUGGGAUUCACCCUCAACAGCAAUCAGAACCCUAUCCGGCCAGUCUUUCGACACCCCGGGAAGCUGGUUUAGAAGCUGCUUCUCUCUCCUCACUCUCUCCUCUCCCGCCCGCCUCUCCCAAGCGGGGUCGACUUUCACCAGAGUCGAAACGAUCUCCCGUACAGCGUGGGCGCAAGGGCACAAAGACCGCUGUUGACGAAGGUGAUCCGUUCAAGCUGAUGGGCACUGGAAUGAAUGUAUUCCCGGCGGAAUCUAAGGAUGAUGGCGUCGAGGCAGCCCCUUCAUUGAGUGUCAAAUCGCCCCUUCCUCAAGUUGAAAAGCCUAAGCCCGCUGCAGUACCUGACGUCUUUGGUCCUGACCAAGAUCAACAGAGGGCUGCCGCCGUAGCGUCAUCUUCACAGUCAACCCCGGCGAGCACAACCAAGGCAGGCAAGCGCAAGCGAAAAGCAAAGCCACGAAAAAAGCAGACCAAGGAAGACAACGAUUCCGAUGCCGGUCAGAAUCUGUCCUCUAUACAUGUUCCUCGCAAGAGGAAGGCAAAGGACCCUGUUAAAGUCUUGGCUUCCCGAGUCAACAAGGCAAAGAAGACCGCCCCGCCAUCUACGGCCAGUACAGCUUCAGGAUCGAGUGCAAGCUCUGCUGCUCGGUUGUUGCAGCCCAGCUCGCGAGCUUCCUCAGUUGUCUCGACUGGAACGAACGAUACUACCGAGCACCCUUCACAGCCCUCUCCGACGGUCUACAAACCGAUGUCAGCAGCCCCUCCCCCCAAUCCUCAUGACCCUUGGGUUCAUGUUCACGGGCAGAAGCGCAAACAGUUACAGAUGCAGUUUACGCUGCCUACACAUACAGCCACACACGUCCCUCGCGCCGCCGUGGUCUCACCUUCCUUCUCCAAGAUGGCUGAUCGCGCCUCGCCCCUCAGUCCUACCACUCCUGUCACCGCUACCCACGCUGCACAUCUUGAGCCACCUCAAACCCACACUCGAGUCGAGGCUCCUCAAAGAGCAGCACCAGUACAGGCUGCGACUGCAACCGCUAGUAGCAGCACUACCCCAACCACGACAACCAACCCCGCGCGCAGGAGCCACACAUGGACUAGUACACCGGUCACCAGAUCCCACUGCCGCUUCCACAAGAUCAGUAUUCCGAGGGACGAGGAGGGUCCUAGGCUGUACUUCAUUGUCCCGGGCUGUUCAUUAACAAAGGAAGAAACCAUCCAAGAGGAGGACAUCGUAGACCAUGGCGAUGCGACCUAUCAGGACAGUCAGCGCAUGAUCCCGGAUGUGGAUUCAAUUGAGGGGUUGCCGGACUAUAUCAUCAACGUCUUACGCCUCCUCGUUGGGACCGAAAUCUUCAGGGAAGGUGAAAUUUUCUAUCUUCCCUUACCCGGUGAAGAGGUGGUUCACCGCCGUUCCGCUCAUGGUUCGUCAUCCUUUGGUCACUUUGGGCGCUCAGCUCCGAAUGGGUCAUCAAAUUCCACUCUGUCCGGGGUGCUCAAGAGGGACCUCGAGGCCGAUGCACGCGCGGCGAUGGGCAAUACCGACAGCGAGAGUUCGGAGGACGACAAUGAUUCAGAUUAUGAAGAAAAAGCGCCCAAGAAGGCCCGUCGUUUCCGGAUGGAAAAGGCAGGAGACGUGCCACAGCCAGCCCAAGAUGUUAACCAGACACCGGGACAAAGUGGAGCCAGUCGUACACCAAACGAACCCUCUCCUCUCAUUGGACAUCAAUCUCUCAAACGCGCAAGACAAAGUAUCGGAGCACAAGACGCGGCUGUCCUCGAUGAUGGCGCUCGCCCGGUCAAGAAGAUCAAGGAAUGGAAGCAACCAGUCCUCAAGCCUGGCCAGCCUACGACGAACCCUAGUUCAACUCUGGCUGCAACCAUGGUCUCUCCCGCCGCACCGCCGCCAGGAUAUGAAGCAACCCCAGAAUCCGUCGCGGUGCCGGCAUCGUCGGCGAACGUCGAUCCCGCAAAUCCAGCCCAGCGCUGA
Molecule: messenger RNA, 5106 nt
Organism: Coprinopsis cinerea okayama7#130
Lineage: Eukaryota; Fungi; Basidiomycota; Agaricomycetes; Agaricales; Psathyrellaceae
Exons: 7
Coding region: 1-5106 (1701 amino acids)
Source: RefSeq, a predicted model, not a curated record